ACGCGUCCCGGCAUGCCGCGCGGGGAGCGCCGCGCCACGUGCGAGGCGCGGGGGGAGCGGGCGCCGGGUGCUGCAGAGCCGGCGGGGCGGGUUCACCAGUCAUGGCAAAAAGAGCCUUGAAACUUGCCUCGCUGGCAGCAGCUGCUUCUGGUAUCUAUCUGUAUGGCAACAAGUUCUUGGAUCCCAACGAUUUUGGAGUUGUUCGUGUGGGCCGAGCCAUUGCCACAACGGCAGUUAUCACCUGUGACUACCUCACCUCCCUUCGCAAUGUCCCGUAUGGAUCAGAGGAAUAUGACUUCCUCAAAUCACAGGAUUCAAGAGGAAGAAUGGAGGUUUACCAAUGUGAAAUGCUUUCAGAGGUGCACCUGCGCUCUGCUGAGCGCCUCCGAGAGCUGUGCUGUGCCAACCGAGGCACCUUCAUCAAGGUGGGCCAGCACCUGGGAGCACUUGACUACCUGCUGCCAGAGGAGUACACCCGCACGCUCAAGGUGCUGCACAGCCAGGCCCCGCAGAGCACCAGGCAAGAGAUCGAGCAAGUCAUCCGUGAGGAUCUGGGCAAAGAGAUAAAAGAACUCUUUGUGAGCUUUGAGGACACACCUUUGGGAGCAGCGUCACUAGCCCAGGUGCACAAGGCAGUGCUACAGGACGGGAGAACGGUGGCAGUAAAAAUCCAGCACCCAAAAGUCCAAGCUCAGAGCUCCAAGGAUAUUUUCCUCAUGGAGGUUCUUCUCUUGAUUGUGAAGCAGAUCUUUCCAGAUUUUGAGUUCAUGUGGCUAGUGGAAGAAGCAAAAAAGAAUUUGCCUUUGGAAUUGGAUUUCCUCAAUGAGGGCAGAAAUGCUGAAAAGGUUGCUCAGAUGCUCAAGAAAUUUGACUUCCUGAAGGUCCCCAGAAUCUAUUGGGAGCUCUCAACAAGGCGUGUUCUUCUCAUGGAGUUCAUGGAAGGAGGACAGGUGAACGACAAGGCAUACAUGGAGAAGAAUGGCAUUGAUGUCAAUGAGAUCUCUCGCAACCUGGGGAAACUCUACAGUGAAAUGAUCUUUGUGAAUGGCUUUGUCCACUGUGACCCACACCCAGGCAAUGUGCUGGUGAAGAAGUGCCCAGACUCUGGCAAGGCCUACAUUAUUCUCCUGGACCAUGGGCUCUACCAGGUGCUGAGCGAGUCAUUCCGCAUGGACUACUGCCGCCUUUGGCAGGCCCUUAUCAAGGCUGACAUGAAGAGGGUGCAGAAGUACAGUCGGCGGCUUGGGGCAGGAGAUUUGUACCCUCUCUUUGCCUGCAUGCUCACUGCCAGGUCCUGGGAGUCUGUCAACAGGGGAAUUGACCAGUCACCACUCUCAGCCAGCGAGGAUGUGGAGAUCCGGUCCAAUGCUGCUGCUUACCUACCCCAGAUCACCCAGCUCCUCAACAAUGUCCCCCGCCAGAUGCUGCUGCUACUGAAGACCAAUGACUUGUUAAGGGGAAUUGAGUCAGCUCUGCAUACACGGGCCAGUGCCAGUUCCUUCCUCAACAUGUCUCGCUGCUGCAUCAGAGCUGUGUCCACGUAUCAGAGGAGCAAAAGUCACUCGCUUUACAGGAGGGUCCACAUCUCACUCACAGAAGCACUGAGCCUAUGGCAGAUCGACUUGUAUGAACUCUUUCUGUGGCUGAAAGGGUCUUGUCUGGGGAACUGGGUCAUUGCUUUCCUGAGCCGGAUGCACCAUUCCACAUAACUGACAUGAACUCAUGGAAGAGGCUCAAGUGUUCCCGCCAUUCCACUUCUACUCUCCAUGGCAUAUUUGCAUUUAUGACUGUUUCUGCUGUUCUGUGGCCUAUUCUUGGGUCUUGCUCCUUGUUACAUGCUGCACUGUCCUUGCUUGUUACAACACUAGCUUUCUCUGUGGCAGCAAGAGGUGAAGUAGGUAUGAGGGUUCUGCUGCUUUAUAGUUUAAGAAAGGAAGGUGUGGUAUACUGUGUCAGGAAAGGCAUAGUAUUUUCUCUCCCCAUUUGAGCUGGGGAAAUUCCAGACAUUCCAGUGGUACUGCACUGGAAGCAAAAGACUUUUCUAGGCUCUUUCUUAAACAAUCUUACAAAAUUUAAAAGAAUCACUGCCCUGCCUAGAAUACCCCGAAACAUUUAUUUGACCUUUGAAAAGAGAGGGUCCAUCCCUUUAAAUUCCAAUAUGAUUUAUUUUAGCUAUUGCAGAGUCUCCGUAGUCUAACUUCUGCUCAAAUGUUCAGAGAGUUUCUCAGAGAGAAGUGAGACCUUGUGGAGAGCUGGCGUUAUGACUUCUAUUUCCAGUACUAGAGUACCGUAAUGGUGAGAACAGUGGACUGGAACCCUGGUUCCUGAGGUUCUUGUAUUGUCAGCAAGUGCCUGUGUGGGUUUUGGACGUUUUCAGUCCUGUUUCCUUGCAGUUGGAAUGAAGAAGGAGACAGUGGUCCUACCUUUUUUUCAAAAAUCAGGGAAGGCAAGAGGAAGGACAACUCAGGGCUCUGAAACUGCUGGUAAUGUAUGUGUGCUGUACAGAUGCUGCCGCACAGCAAAAUAAAUGUGUUGCAUCAAAGACAUUUGUAGGAAGGAUGCCAAGCUCUGUACUGAGGGUGAUUUUUGUGACCUCUAACCUCAGACCUGUUUCCAGGGGAGUGAGUGAUGUAAGGCAGUGCUUGUUAACUGCAAGGUGAGUGAAAUGCCAUCUUGGUCCUUCCUCUGCUCAAGAAGUUUGUUCCACAUGCA
This is a messenger RNA of Meleagris gallopavo (turkey), 2712 nucleotides long. NCBI's taxonomy places the organism in Eukaryota, Metazoa, Chordata, Aves, Galliformes, Phasianidae. The record is from RefSeq and is a predicted model, not a curated record.